Molecule: messenger RNA, 1049 nt
Organism: Vigna unguiculata (cowpea)
Lineage: Eukaryota; Viridiplantae; Streptophyta; Magnoliopsida; Fabales; Fabaceae
Source: RefSeq, a predicted model, not a curated record
CUGAAACGCAAGUCCACAGAAUUCUAAACAUUCCCCCUUACCUAAACCCUAUAUAUACUUCACUCUCAUCUUCCACCGCACAAAAUCAACCCUCUUCUUUCUAUUCUAUGGGGAACGCCACUUCUUCUUCUUGUAUCUCUAACGGUGUAAGUAUUGGGAAAAUUUUGAAGAAGAGAACAAAACCUACCAAAACAGCUAUUCUGUUGGAGAGUGGUGGGAACACGCGCGAGAUCAAGCUACCGGUGAAAUCGGGGGAGCUGAUGAUAGAAGAAUUCGGCCACGUCGUCACUCCGUUGGACGAACUCCGUAGAACGGGACGGGUUUCUGCUUUGUUGCCCGAAGAGGACCUUGUACCGGGGAAGGUUUACCUGCUGUUGCCGGUUAGUAGGGUCCAUUCCAAGGCUUCAAAAUUUGAGAUGGCCAUUGCAGAGGCACAGAGUAAGAGGACAAGGGGAAUCAACAUGGCCAAGGUUUCACCCUCACUCGUUUCGAGUUCAAGUGAAAGAGAUGCGGAAAACGAGGUUACCGUUUUCCCUGUGUGUCCGAGGUUGGGGAAUCAAUUACGAUGGAAUCCCGUUUUGGAUACCAUCUUCGAAUAAUUCGCCCUCUGAUCUCAACCGAUUUGCCCAACAAUUUUCUUAAAAUUUUGUCUUUCACACACAUUUGUGUUCGGUGUAUUGUUUUUCCAAUUUUUUUUGUUAAACUUUACACUGACCUGGGUAGUUUGUACCACUGGAUCAACGCCGAAGGAUGUUCAAGUCCACACUUAAAACGUGGAGCAAUGCUGAUGAUACAUUUUGUUUAAAUUAAUUAAAAUUUGUAACUAUGGGAUUUCAUCUACAAAUAGUGUUACCAAAACUGCUCUUGCAAAAAGAAAAUUCUCCAGUUAGUUAUAUACUGGAGCGGAAUACUAGUAUUGGGUUAGAGUGUAGAAAUCCAGUCCGGAAAUCACUUUAGCGGCCCAGAGUUUUAAAGGCUAACAGCCCAUAUAAAUCUAAGCCCUGUUCCAACCAUGAAAGGUUGAAGGUUUUUUCUUCGUUUUAGUUUUU